AUGUCUCUAUGGGCAGAGACAGGGCAGCUGGAAGAGAACAUCACGGAUACAACAAUUCGCAACCGGUUAUCAUCGCUCAAACGAGCCAUUAAGCUUUAUACUGGCUACCAGUAUAGUGCAUUACAGAACAAGGAGCUCGAAACAUUCAUUCAGAAGGACCUCGUGCAGAAAGAUGAGCUUGCAACUGGCGCUUACACAAAAGCAAUUGCUCCUUUGCCCGUAGCAGAGGACCUGAUCCAGUUUAUGUGGAUGUGCGAUGAAUAUCAACAUCCACAUCCACGAGCACGCCUACAGCUGGCGUUCUCAGUCGUACUUAUGACUCUAUUAGGCAGCCGCCCUGGUGAGUUCAUUGAGUCAGGAGCAUGGAAGCACAGCAACGAAGGACUCCUUUAUGGGGAUAUCGAUCUAGUCCGAUACCAAAACGGCACAUACACAGGGUACCUUCUCCACCUACGGUUACGCAAUCGCAAGGGCCAUCGAAACAACAAAAAGCAUUCCCCUAUCAUGCUUUUAUACGAAGAAGCAGAAAUGCGAUCUAUGUGUCCAGUUACUUAUUUCCUAGCCUUGGCCCUAGCAGAUGGCGUCUUUGAUGGUUGUGAAUCCUUUGAGGACAUCGAAGCAAAAGAGUUACCACCAGGAAGCUCAUUGUACAAAUAUCGCUACAAGUCAGAAGCAAAACAAAGGCCGAUAUUGCGAAGCAUCAACCCCAAUGGCAUAGUCUCGGACAACGAGAUCCUCACAUACAACUGCUUCAACAACAUGCUAAAGGGAAUCGGGCAAGCGAGCUGGAUAUUGAAGAUAGGCUGA
This is a messenger RNA of Pyrenophora tritici-repentis Pt-1C-BFP, 807 nucleotides long. The record is from RefSeq and is a predicted model, not a curated record. NCBI's taxonomy places the organism in Eukaryota, Fungi, Ascomycota, Dothideomycetes, Pleosporales, Pleosporaceae.